AUGCCCGACCUGAAGAGAGCGAGCGCGAAACGGCCAAAGCUGGUUCAGCGCGCGAGUCAAUACCUGGUCGCUAACUACGGGAAGGCCAAGGAGCCGAAUUACUUCACCGACGUUGAGCCUCGUCAGGAUGUACGGCACCACGUAUCGCUUGAGCAAGCAAUUGAUUCCUUACAUAGCGGGCUCAUGAGGGACACGUUCAAGCCUCUCGGCGCUGAACAGAACAGUGCAGUGCUCCGCGUUUUGGAGGGCUAUAUGAGAUUGAAAGCUGAGAACGGCCUGCUCUUGGUGAAGAUGGAAGCGCUCAGUCGGCAGCACGACGAGAAUGUAGAUACCCUGGAAGACGAGCGCAGGAUGUGGAAGGAAGAAGAGGAGAUGUACAGAGCUGAGGUGAAGAGGCUGGAGAUCAUGAUCGCUGAAGGGAAGACUGGGCUGGGGCAGGUGACAUUGGCUAGGCAGCAGAGUCUAGUGAGAAGAAAGGACAAUGGAAGGGAGAGAUGGAGCAGUGAGAAGGGUCGAGUUAGUGCGGAGUGGAGAGGCAGGAAGUCACCAGGUGGUAGUAUCGAGCGGCCAAAGUUUGAAAUCAUACGCCCCACGACGCCAUCGGACGAGAUGAAACAGCUCUCGAAGUCGAUCAAGGCAAACCACUCAUUCCUCAGCCUGAACUGCCUGCCCGAACGCCCACCGUCCAGAAUGCGAGGGCUGUCACUGGCCGAUGUAGACAUACCUCGUCACUGGAGAAAGAAGAGCGAGGUGACUAGCGCUGCACCGUCCACGUCAGGCUCUCCGGCUAAGAUCUCCCUCUCGGACGACGAUUUCAGUUCCACCGGAGGCGACGCACUACAGGACGAGAUCGACCAGCAGGAGCUCGACAAGCAGGCGAUUCAUCGCGUCGCUAAACUGAUGGCGGCGAAUGCUCCCGGUGUAAACCUCGGCGAGGCGAUUCGAUUACUCGAGGCAUGCAUAGCGGGCCAUCUGGACCUUACCGUCCUGCAGCAUCGCUCACUGAGAAAUCGACGCCCGUCGACGCCACUCAGCGAGCGUAGCAGCGAAGACGGUCUCACUAUACGCUCGUCCAAGUCGUUGACUGUGCGUCAUGGCGCGGACCAGGUGUGCACAAACACGGAGAACGAGCCGUCUCUUGGGCGCGUCCGGCGACCAUUUUCCUUCUAUGCAGGAGACGACCAGAUGAGCACAACCGACGUGCGCUGCGUCGCGGAAAAUCCGUCUUCGCACUCUUCCAUUUCUCCAGAAGCCUCGCCCAAAAGGCAUGGCUCCUUGCUUGCAAGCCUAGGACCCGAGCGCAUCACGGCAAGGCCUCGUCGUGAAGACUCCUCCUCCAGCGUACUCACCAGCUUCCGGCGCAGUCCUGUCGGCGACGGCGGCAAUCUGGGCAGCGAGUACGGAAGCGCCUCUUCGUUGACGCGAGCGUCGUGUCUCCUUGGCGAUCUGGUGAAUGACAGGUCACCUGCAAUACUGCGGAGGGCAAGUUCGUUGGCAAGAAUGAAGAGCACGGGGUUCGGCCGUUAG
Verruconis gallopava is the source of this 1527-nucleotide messenger RNA. RefSeq lists its product as uncharacterized. The transcript has 2 exons. Bases 1 to 1527 code for a protein of 508 amino acids. NCBI's taxonomy places the organism in Eukaryota, Fungi, Ascomycota, Dothideomycetes, Venturiales, Sympoventuriaceae. The record is from RefSeq and is a predicted model, not a curated record.